AUGGUCGCCAUACCUACUCUCUCUCUCCUAUUGGUGCUGGUAGAGUGGGCAGGUCCGCUGGACGCCUCCCCCCACCUCCUGCUCCGGCCCAGCCCGCGGGAGCGCGAUGCCGGGGCCAUCAUGAACUUCAACAUAGCGGUGAUCCACGCCGGAGCCACGGUGCAGGCCGAGGCGGCCGUGGCUGGGCCCGGGGGGCGGGUGCUGUACCCGGGCUUCGGUCGGGUCUACGGGUCUUUAGGAGAGAGUGUGGUCACCCAGUGGGGCUCUGCGAACGUCAUCUGGCUACAGGUGAAUGACAGUAGUCCAAAGACUGUGCUGUCCCAGCUGUGUGAGCUGCUGGCUGCACGGCCCCUGCAGGGUCUGGUGUAUGAAGAGGAGAGGCCCCCGCGCACAGCCUGGGGCCCACUGGCCCCGAUGCUGGAGUUUGUCUCGGCCCAAACGGGACUGCCCAUAGUGGCAGUAGGAGGGGGAGCUGGGCUGGGGAGGAUGCCUCAGGAGACAGGUUCCAUCUUUCUGCAGUUCAGCUCAUCCACGGCGCUGCAGCUGGAGGUCAUCUUCGAGGUGCUGGAGGAGUACGACUGGACCGCCUUCUCGGUGGUCUCCACGCGUCACCAUGGAUACCAGGACUUCCUGUCGGUGGUGGAGGGCCUGACGGACGGCUCGUUCAUCGGCUGGGAGAAGAAGAGUGUGGUGAUCCUGAACGUGACCGAUGACCCAGGGGGGGCUCGCACGCGCAGGCUGCUGAAGGAGAACGAGGCGCAGGUGCGUUUGCUGUACUGCUCGCAGGAGGAGGCGGAGCUCGUGUUCCGGGCGGCGUGGGCGGCCGGUCAGGCGGGUGCGUCUCACAUGUGGUUUGCGGUGGGUCCCGCUCUGUCCGGGCUGAGCAUGGACAUGAUGCCCCGGGCUCUGUUCGCCGUGCGGCCGCAGGGUUGGAGGGACGAGCCCAGGCGCAGAAUCGCCCGCGGGGUGUCCGUGCUCACCCACGGAGCCGUGGCCAUGCGCAAGGAUUACGGCACUACGGGAGGGCCAAACUUUGUCACCAACUGCAUGACUGAUGCCAACCAGACCCAGAGACUACGAGGCAGGAUGAGGUAUUUCAGCAACAUCACGCUUGGUGGCAGGGACUACUCCUUCAACAGCGACGGAUACCUGGCUAACCCGUUCCUGGAUGUGAUUUCCUGGACUCCUGGACGCGGAUGGGAAGAUGUAGGCUGGUGGGAGAACGGCGUGCUGAGGCUGCGGUAUCCGGCCUGGUCCCGGUACGGCCCGUUCCUCAAACCGCCCGACGACGCCCAGCACCUCCGGGUGGUGACUCUGGAGGAGCGGCCGUUCGUCAUCGUCGAGCUCGCGGACGCCGCCUCCGGGACCUGCAUCCGGGACUCGGUGCCCUGCAGACGACCUCUCAAUGCCAGUGCGAUCCAUGAAGGCGUGGCCCCCCUGAAGCAGUGCUGUAAGGGCUUCUGCAUCGACAUCCUCAAGAGACUCGCCAAGAUCGUGGGCUUCACCUACGACCUGUACCUCGUGACCAAUGGGAAACACGGCAAGAAGAUCGACGGAGUGUGGAACGGCAUGAUCGGAGAGGUCGUGUACAAGCGAGCGGACAUGGCCAUCGGAUCCCUGACGAUCAACGAGGAGAGGUCAGAGGUCGUGGAUUUCUCUGUUCCUUUCGUGGAGACAGGGAUCAGUGUUAUGGUCUCCCGUAGCAACGGCACUGUUUCACCAUCCGCCUUCUUAGAGCCCUACAGUCCCGCUGUGUGGGUGAUGAUGUUCGUCAUGUGUCUGACCGUCGUCGCUGUGACCGUCUUCAUCUUUGAGUUCUUCAGUCCUGUGGGCUACAACCGCAGCCUGCAGACCGGCAAAAAGACUGGAGGGUCGACUUUUACCAUAGGGAAGUCAGUGUGGCUGCUGUGGGCCAUUGUCUUCAACAACUCUGUGCCAGUGGAGAACCCCCGAGGAACCACCAGUAAGAUCAUGGUUCUGAUCUGGGCCUUCUUCGCUGUCAUAUUCCUGGCCUCUUACACUGCCAACCUGGCCGCCUUCAUGAUCCAGGAGGAGUACAUCGACACUGUGUCCGGCCUCUCCGACAAAAAGUUUCAGCAUCCGGAGGAGCAGUACCCUCCUCUAAAGUUUGGCACUGUGCCCAAUGGGAGCACAGAGAAGAAUAUUCGCUCCAACUACCCAGACAUGCACCAGUACAUGGGCAAGUACAACCAGAGGAGGGUGGAGGAGGCCAUCAUCAACCUCAAGACUGGGAAACUAGAUGCUUUUAUUUAUGACGCUGCUGUGUUGAACUAUAUGGCCAGGAAGGACGAAGGUUGUAAGGUGAUGACCAUAGGCUCGGGGAAGGUAUUUGCCACCACAGGCUACGGUAUCGCCUUGCACAAGAACUCACGCUGGAAACGUCCUCUUGACCUGGCUCUGCUGCAGCUGGUGGGAGACGAUGAAAUUGAAAUGCUGGAGCGUCUUUGGCUGUCUGGGAUCUGCCAUAACGACAAGAUCGAGGUGAUGAGCAGUAAACUGGACAUUGAUAACAUGGCUGGGGUCUUCUACAUGCUGCUGGUGGCCAUGGGGCUCAGCUUGCUGGUCUUUGCCUGGGAACACUUGGUUUAUUGGAAGCUACGCCACUGCAUAGCCACUAACUCUGGGAAACUGGACUUUCUCCUGGCCAUCAGCAGGGGCAUGUAUAGCUGCUGUAGUUUUGAGGAUGAAACUGCACCAGGCGGCCCAAAGACUCUGCCCUCUCAUCACCACGCCGCCAUGGUGACCGUCCCGUCCCAGGCUCACGUUGUGUCCACGUCUAUGACCAGCCCGGCCCUGGCUCUGACCCAGCAGCAGCCGCCUCCGCAGCAGCAGCCCCAGCCUGUCUACAAAACGCCUCUGCCCGGCUCCCCUCCCACCGUGCUGCACUCGGGAUCUGCCCUCGGCCCUUCAAACAAUCCUAUUGCUGGUGCACCUCUCCCCUGCUCCACCUUCCUGCCUCGGCCAGAUCGUCGACUGGCUGUGGUAGAUCGAUGGAGGCUGCCCAAAUCUGCUACAGCAACCAAUCCUCUGGCUCUCAGGGGUGGGAUCACCGACAUGGGACCGUUUGCGCAGAAAGCCCCUUCAAACUGGCCUUCAUCUGCUGGAGGAGGCGGGGGAUUGGAUGGCUAUAAGCGCUACUAUGGUCCCAUUGACCCUGAGGGACUGGGGCCCUGCAUGGAGCAGCAGGCAGGGUCCCAGACCCCCAAGACUAUCCCCCGGGGCCACCCCCAGCCUCCCCCUGCCAGUGUGGCCUUCUACUCAGAGAAGGGCUUGGACCAUGGGGUGGGGAAGAGGGCUUUGGGGGGUAGCAGUGGAGGUCAGGGAAAAGGGGGCACUAAACCCCUGGCCACGCCCAGACUGCCUCCGAAGAGCCAGGCCCCUCUGCCCCCCACACCUCCACUGCCACACCCCUCGCCCCCUCUCCCCUCAUCCUUCUGGAGGAAACGAAGGCCCAAGAAGCCCAAAGAGCCUGGAGGGCCGCUCUAUGAGAACAUUCUGCCUCUGGGACGGAGGGGCGGGGCACGGGACAUUGUGAGGGAGGGAGGAGCGAGAAAAGGACGACCCUUGUCUCCUCCCCUCUCACUCCCAAUGCCUGUGCCCCUCAGCCCCACUUACACCCCUCCCUCCCCUUCAGCGUCCCUGCACUACACCACCACCUCCUCCUCAUCCUCCUCCUCAUCCUCGUCCACGUCCUCCUCCGCCUCCUCGUCCCGCUCCACCUCUCCCACGUACUCCUACAGCUCAUCCCGCAGCACACGGGACCGGACCGGAGGAAUUGACGCCGAGGAUGACGAUGACGAUGAGGAGUUGACGGAGGAGUCCAGCCUUCUUUUAGGGAGAGGGAGGGAAAGAGAACGCUCGGUUAUACGGCCUCGAUCCCUGAGCCACGGGCGCCUGCCGCCUCCUAUUCCUCCCAGGAAACCCCGCACGUCCUGGGGCGACAGAGAGAGGGAGCGGGAGAGAGACAGGGUGGGGAGCCAACUGUCCCAACUCCAAGAAUGGUGGGCUAGUUGGAAUGAGAGAGAGAGGGGAGGAGUGGGUGAUGCGGACAGGCAGAAACGAGAGAAAAAGAGGAGAAAGGAGAAGGAGAAAGAGAAGAAGAAAAAGAAAAAGAACAAAAAGAGGAAAAAGCGUGAGGAGCGAGAGAGGGAGAGAGAGAGGGAACGAAAGCGUAGGAAAGUUAAGAAGAAGAAAAAAAAAGCUAUCAAGACGAAAAAGCAUAAAAAAUCCACCGGGGGGAAGCGCAGCGAGAAUGAGGAGGGCGAUUACAGGAGCACAUUUGGAGAGAAAGUGCGUGAUUCGUGGGACGGGGACAGGGCCAGGAGGGAAGGGCCUGACGAGGGCAAUGAUAGAGAGGAGGAGGACAGCAGCCGGAGCAGAGAAAGACGACCAAAGUCCUCACGCUCCACACACCGCACUCCCAAACGCUACCCAAACCUCAACAAACUCCCCGCGUCUGUUAAAUUCUGGGUCAACGGGAGAGAGGGAGACUCGAAUACGACUCCAACGUCUAUCCACCCGCUUCUCCCGUCCACCAAGAGACGGAGGAGUGGAGGGAUGGACCGGGAGGACAGUGGGAGACAAGGGGAGCGGAGACCAUUAUUAAUGCAUUAUGAGAAAGAGAAAGCACAGGCCAGAGAGGGGCUGUCGUUUCCUGAGUGGGAUUCAGAGGAUGACGAUGAUGAUGAUGACGAUGAGGAGGAAGAGAGGGGUAGAAGGACAGGCAGAGGGGCAGUGUCCGAGUCAGAGAGGGACCGGGUCAGGGUAGAGGACAGUUAUUCGGAUGAGGGCUCGUCAGGUGAGUUUGGACGUUUUGAGAGGUACUGGGAGGGGGGCGCAGGGGGCAGUAGCUCUGGGAUUGGGGGAAUAGGUGGAGGAGGUUGGUUCUUCGGAACGUACCCCUCCAGAGAGAAAGGGGGCAGUGUGAACAGCAGAGACGACUCCCUGCUCGGCACUCGUGCAGAAGGCUGGAUUGGGUCUGAUUUCUGGGGGUCCGGACCAGGUGUGGGCUGGGGGUCCGGAGGAGGGAGCGGCGGCCUGGGGUCGCAGUGGCCGCCGCCCCCCACAGCGUUCCCACCGCCGAGACGAUACUGGUCCAUGGACAAGAUCCCAGUGAAAGGAGAGAAGCGGUGGAAAGGUGGGAAGGGUAAGAGAUCUCGGGACAGAGAUGAGCCGGGACGAUCCACCAUGUGCUCCUGCAGCCUGUACCCCCACCCGCACCCCUACCCCCACGCCCACGGCCGCUCGCACACGUCCCACACCAAGAGAGGAGCCACCACACCGUCCCACAGCCAGGAGGAGCUCCUGCCCCACUGUCACAGCUUCAGUGGCGGGUCUCGACCCAAGCCCCUCCCCCCAAAACCUGACCCAAGUCAGUCCAAAUCAGGCAGCCAAUCUAACCUCAGCCUCGGUGCGCAGCCCGCUGACCAUCCGGCUCAAGCCUCUCCGUCGCCCCCUCAGCAGCCCUCCCUGUCCCCCACGUCGCUCCCCAUGCCCAUCCCCCCUCCCCCCUCGUCGGCCUCCGUCUCGCCUCCUCCGGGGGUCGGGAUGGUGAGCCAGGGACAAGCUCCGGCUUCAGCCAGUGCCAAACUUCAGUACCAGAGACUGCGCUCUGUGCCACAGCCGCGGAGGUUUUACUCCCCUCACCUGCCGCUCAAAGCCAAGAGCCUGUGCUCCCGCAGAGGCUCCGCCCACUUCUCCAGCCUGGAGACCCGUGACAUCAGAGACGUGGCUGCCUUGGUGACCCUCGGAAAUCAACUAGCAACCAUCACUUCAAGAUCAGACCCGGAUUGUAGCUCCGUCGCUGGGACCAGUGUGAGCCACAGCGUUCCCACACGGACCCUUGUACGUGUUCUGGUGAGAGCCACAGUGCGACGCCACACCCAGAUGAGCUACGUCCGCUUGGAUGGUUCCCAUGACGAUGAGAGCGAAGGGCGCGUGCUGCGAGCCUGCCGCACGUCUCUAAUCAGUCCCUGCAGCAUGACUCCGGCGCUCCCUUGUUCUCCUCUGACUGAUAGACCUUCUCACGGUUCUUUUUCUCAUUCCAACUCCAAACUCCAGGCGUUGGUUUCUGCGAGACCCGGGAGGCGACGGCGCGUGUGGUACUCCCGAAUUCAAACAGGGUCCUCAUUGGCUAACACGGCCAUGAAUUAUAUCACGGAAACACACGGGCGUGCCAGACGUCAGACGCCGACCGGGCCUAUAGCUGCUGCCGUUUGA
Molecule: messenger RNA, 6240 nt
Organism: Periophthalmus magnuspinnatus
Lineage: Eukaryota; Metazoa; Chordata; Actinopteri; Gobiiformes; Gobiidae
Gene: grin2db
Product: glutamate receptor ionotropic, NMDA 2D
Exons: 19
Coding region: 1-6240 (2079 amino acids)
Biological process (GO): excitatory postsynaptic potential; long-term synaptic potentiation; monoatomic ion transport
Cellular component (GO): postsynaptic density membrane; NMDA selective glutamate receptor complex; postsynaptic membrane
Molecular function (GO): transmitter-gated monoatomic ion channel activity involved in regulation of postsynaptic membrane potential; NMDA glutamate receptor activity
Source: RefSeq, a predicted model, not a curated record